UUAUAUUGUAGUUGAACAUUACAAUUUGUGAGGUGAUAUCAAAAAUCAAAACGUGUGUGUUGAUGGUAUGCCUAUAUUUCCGACAACGUUUUGUUGGUUAACUACAACUGUUAAGAACUCAAACAUCCCUAAACAACCAAAACUUUUCGUCGAAGGAUAUCAGGGUUGUUUGAAUCAUGCUGUCCUAAUAUUGUUAUGGGUCGUUUAACCGUACCCGUAUGAAUGAUGCUAGUGAAGUAUUUGAAGUUAUGAUAUUUUCGAGUGUAUUCAUGAUUUUUAUGGUAAAAAUAUUCGCUUUACAGAGUAUAUUUUUACAAACGCCACAGAAUGUUGGAAAAUUUAACCAGUUAAUGUUUUGGGCUGAAGUAAUUAGGGAAUAGAAUCCCUUAAAAUAAUAUUUUUGUAUUGUCCCUGUCUUUGCUGGGAUGCUUUUGAGACAUAACCGUGGGUACUUAAAUUUCAUGAAAAAAUCAAAGAAAGCUCUGCCUUAUUUUAAGAUUUGACAGUGGACUAGCCGAAUCUGACAAAAACUUAACAUAUAAUCAAUAUGGCUUUCAACUAUCAAAGAGCUGCGAUUGUACUCGGUCCCAUUAUAGGACACGCUACUUCUCUAAGUUUAGUAGACCUAUUCGGAGAACUGAGUAAAGCACCGGAAACCAUGUUUCCCGAUUUCGCGUCGGUUAUGUUUGUGAUAGCCAGUAGUAUUCUCUUUGAAAAUUGGCUGGAAAAAACGUCGAAUCGACGCGCAAGAAACGACUCAGCGAAGACUUUACUGCCAUUUGCCUUCAAGAUAGCUGUGAAUGUUAUAAUAUGUGAGCUUUCCUUACGUUUAUUAUGGGUUCCAAACCAAUAUUUUCUACGGUAUCUACGAGAUGAAAAAAUAUUGGCAAUUAUUGUACGUACAAUGUUUUGCUAUUUUCAUAGCUUCAACAAAACUCGGACACUACUGACGCGGUUGAUCGAAGCAUCGAAAGGGGAAGCUGGCUUUAUUUUCGUCCGUAACCUAGUGGCUGGUAUAUAUCUUUUAAGUACACUUUACCUAUGCAAUUGUUUUCAAAAGAUGCGACAAUUGCGUUUUCCUGGAGUAAGGAGACCGCUUCCAGUUAUUGGACACGAAUCAACACGACUUGAAUAAUCUAGAACGAGAGAAGACGAACAAAAGGCAAAAAAUGUUGUCUAGUUUCAACUGAAAUGAGCAAAGCAAUUUGGUUUAUGCCAGUUAUGUGCGUAGAAUGGUUGUGAUAUGAGAUUAGAUUACUAGUUCACUUUUACACGACUGUAUAUUUAAGAAUUUCGAAAUGUAAUCGACCGUAUUGCAUAUAAAAUUGAUAUGAUAACCACUGAGCGAGUAGUAUUACGAAGGUUUGUUGUCACGGUGCAUUUCAUUAACAGUUGUAUGGGAUAUUUUUAAAGAGCAGGCUAGAGGUUUUAUUGACAUAAUGUAUUGGCAAUAUAAGUAGAAGAGCGUUAAUUGAUGCUGUGGACAGGUUAAAUUUAAUUCUAAAACAGUUAUCGUUUGGACAUUUUUGCUAAUACAAACAUAAUAAACUUAUACCGAAAUAA
This is a messenger RNA of Wyeomyia smithii (pitcher-plant mosquito), 1563 nucleotides long. RefSeq lists its product as uncharacterized. Lineage: Eukaryota; Metazoa; Arthropoda; Insecta; Diptera; Culicidae. The record is from RefSeq and is a predicted model, not a curated record. The coding region runs from base 548 to 1135 and encodes 195 amino acids. The transcript has 4 exons.